GGUUUUAACCGUCAGCCGCCUCCUCCCACUGAGUAAAGAAACAUACCGUGUGUGCGUCGCUUUAUCGAAGGGAUUUAUUUUUUUUAUUAAAUGACUGAUCAAAACAUGGAUUUGGACUCUAUGAGAUAUGCGGACUUACAAAAGCUUGCUAAGGAGUUGGGGCUUAAAGCUAAUAUGAAGGCCGACAAACUGCUUAAAGCCGUCAAACAACACUACGAGCAAAAGAAAGAACAACAUCAGGACAACAAUAAUACAGUAAACGACGCUCCUCCCGAUCCCCCAAACCCAGCAAAGGAAGAAGCAAAGAGUUCCCCUGCUGUUGCAUUUGUCAACACACGCCGAGGGAAGGGACCAGGGGCCAAGAGAAAGAUGUGUGAUUCUGCAGGACCCGAGACUGGCGCCGAAGAGGCUGCCGGUAGUCCAGAGGAGUCAGUUGUACCAGGUGCAUCUGGAUCUGCGAAACGGAGACGAGUGUUGGCCAAGACUGAGAAAACUGAGGCUCCCACAGCAAAUGAGGUGCCAGAAGCUGCAAUCAAAGCUCCCAAAGGUGGUAAAAUCCCUCGUCUACAGAAGAAGGUGCCCAUGAAACCUGUCACUCCCAACUUUAAGAAACUUCAUGAGGCACAGUUCAACAAAAUGGAGUCCAUUGAUUCUUAUGUCCAGAGGAAAACCAAACAAAUGGAGACUUAUAAAAAUGCAGUGAAGGAGCUGAAGAUGCUUUCAGAUCAAACUAAGCAGCAGAUUAAAGGCACAUCUGAAGAGAAACCAAAGCAGAUGCACACCUCCCUCUUCAGUCCAGCUCCUGUCAGUAAAGCAAAGGUAGAGGAGAGGCGCAGACACACGUUACUCUCAGCCUCUAAGACUAAAAUUGUACCCAAAAAAUCUGUCGGAAAAGAGGAUGUCCCCUUCAAACCCACUGUCCUGUCAACACGAAGAAUCAAUGUACGGUUUUCGGAGGCUACUAAAGACAAUGAACACAAGAAAUCUCUGAUAAAGACCCCAGCACGGAUGUCUCCCUGUGUGGCCUCCAGCACUCCUCAAGAGAAACCAGGAGUGAAGGCGAAUGUUGUCAAAGCUACAACUCUGUCCGCCACCAAAACACCAGGAACCUUUGUUUUCACCGGAAACACAAGCACCAGCACCACUCCCGGGACACAGAAGAAAAAUGCGUUUGACCUGAAAGCGAGUCUGGCUCGUCCCCUCAGCUAUAAACCACACACGGGAAAACUGAAGCCGUUUGGAGAAACUAAAGAGAACCCGUCAGCCAACAAGUCAAUCACUAUGAACUCGCAUCAGAAAAAUUACAAACAGCACAAAGUUCAGACGAGGGACGACAGGAGAGUGAAACACAACGAAGACAGAAAACAGAAGAAGAAUAAUCUCCUGGGAGCUCGGCGAGGCCUUGUCAUGAUGUGAACAUGACUUGCCAUUGUACAGUUUCUCUGUAAAUAUCUCUGUGUUUAGUACAAGUAGCUGCUUUACUUUUUACUGCUUUGAUCAUUUGUGUUUUAUGCCCAGUUUUUAGCGCUGUCAGAAUGAUGCAUUUAUGUGUAUUGGUGUCCUUGAUGUUCAAGUCAAAAGAUGUGCUCUCACAAUGUUAUUUUUACUUUUUGUGAAAAUUAAUAAAGGACUUUGGCGAUGUA
Boleophthalmus pectinirostris (great blue-spotted mudskipper) is the source of this 1643-nucleotide messenger RNA. RefSeq names its product nucleolar and spindle associated protein 1 (gene nusap1). The transcript has 12 exons. Gene Ontology annotation, molecular function: microtubule binding. The record is from RefSeq and is a predicted model, not a curated record. Bases 91 to 1416 code for a protein of 441 amino acids. Gene Ontology annotation, cellular component: nucleolus; mitotic spindle; microtubule. Lineage: Eukaryota; Metazoa; Chordata; Actinopteri; Gobiiformes; Gobiidae. Gene Ontology annotation, biological process: establishment of mitotic spindle localization; mitotic cytokinesis; mitotic chromosome condensation.